Molecule: messenger RNA, 1435 nt
Organism: Mirounga angustirostris (Northern elephant seal)
Lineage: Eukaryota; Metazoa; Chordata; Mammalia; Carnivora; Phocidae
Gene: GSTZ1
Product: glutathione S-transferase zeta 1
Exons: 9
Coding region: 1-1005 (334 amino acids)
Biological process (GO): L-phenylalanine catabolic process; glutathione metabolic process
Cellular component (GO): cytoplasm; mitochondrion
Molecular function (GO): maleylacetoacetate isomerase activity; glutathione transferase activity
Source: RefSeq, a predicted model, not a curated record
AUGAGGGAGAAAAGACUAGAGAAUAGAGAAGGCAGGGAUCUGCCCAAGGUCAUGCAGAGCUGGUUCCUGCCCUGGGACCAGACCCCAGGUAUGCCAGCUCUCAGGCCACUGAACCACGUGAACUACGGCUUCAAAACCAGGACACCAAACCUGGCUCCACCAGAACAGAAAAGGCUUCCCCCAAGUUGGAAAAAGAUGCCCUUUCUGACCAGAGUCAAAGUUUCCCUGAAGCUUGUCUCGCCCAGCUUCCUCAUUGGCUCAUGGGAUCCACCCUCUUCAGGGAUCCUCCCCCUACUCUGCAAGUUCUGGGAGAGGGGACAUUCCCUGAGAGGACAAGGGUCACACAACACCAUGACUGAGUCUGGCAAGCCCAUCCUCUACUCCUAUUUCCGGAGCUCCUGCUCAUGGAGAGUUCGAAUCGCUCUGGCCUUGAAAAGCAUCGACUAUGAGACCGUACCUAUCAACCUCAUAAAGGAUGGGGGACAGCAGUUCUCUGAAGAAUUCCAGGCACUCAAUCCAAUGCAGCAGGUGCCGGCCCUGAAGAUCGACGGAAUCACCAUUGGCCAGUCACUGGCCAUCAUUGAGUACCUGGAGGAAACUCGGCCCACUCCGCGCCUCCUGCCGCAGGACCCGAAGAGGAGGGCCCAGGUGCGCAUGAUUUCCGAUGUCAUUGCCAGUGGCAUCCAGCCCCUACAGAACUUGUCUGUCCUGAAGCAAGUGGGACAGGAGAACCAGCUGACCUGGGCCCAGAAGGUCAUCCGCUCUGGCUUCAACGCUCUGGAGCAGAUCCUGCAGAGCACGGCAGGGAAGUACUGUGUGGGAGACGAGGUGUCCGUGGCCGACCUCUGCUUAGUGCCUCAGGUGGCAAAUGCUGAAAGGUUCAAGGUGGAUCUCACUCCCUACCCUACCAUCAGCCGCAUCAACAAGACGCUGCUGGCCUUGGAGGCUUUCCAAGUGUCUCACCCCUGCCGGCAGCCAGACACACCGCCUGAGCUGCGGGCCUAGCUCCCCAGCUGUGCCCCAUGGGUGAGGGGGCAGGGAGAGGGUGCAGGAGCAGAAGCUGGGGGGAGGGGGUGCUGAACAGGCCUGGCAACAAGCAGGCCCUACUGGAGAAGCAGGAGACCUGAACUCCUUGAACUUGGACUCAAGCCCUGGAUCCGCCUUCCCACUGAAAAUCCUUGUGCCUCAGUCCCCUCAUCUGUCCAGUGCGGGUAGUGUGGGGGAGAGGAUGCUGGGAGGGAGGGAGGCAGGAACAUCACCGGUCAUCUGUGUCGUGGGGCAGUCGUGAAGAUGAGGUGAGAAUGUAGCCUAAAACGCUUGGUGGGUUCGGCAAGGAGACGUAAGGGAGCCUGCGCGCUCUUCCCAUGCCCGCAGCUGUACCUGACUCCAGAGAAGGCCCACACUGAAAUUUGAUCAUUAAACUGAAGCCCAGGCC